AUGGAUUCACCAAGAGAAUACAAUCAAAACUCUCUAUCAAUGACUCAAUCCAAGAUUGCCUCUAAUCACCGAAACAAUUUGGAAUGGGAGAGAAACGUUCUUCAGAAAACAAUUGGCAAGUUGGCAAGUGAAUUGGAGGAGCAGACAGACGAAGGAAAACAUUUGAUGGAAUGCAUCAAGGGAGAAGAAGACAUGAUCCAGAUUCUCAAAAAAGUCAUCGACGAAACGGAGGUCAUGAUUUCUGCAAACCGAACUGGACACGUUCCACCAAGUACUGAUAACGUGAAGAGUUCGGCGAUUAAAUCAUUCAAGUGUAGAGGAUGA
Messenger RNA from Caenorhabditis remanei, 324 nucleotides. RefSeq lists its product as uncharacterized. Bases 1 to 324 code for a protein of 107 amino acids. The record is from RefSeq and is a predicted model, not a curated record. The transcript has 6 exons. NCBI's taxonomy places the organism in Eukaryota, Metazoa, Nematoda, Chromadorea, Rhabditida, Rhabditidae.